Prorocentrum cordatum is the source of this 2314-nucleotide messenger RNA. The record is from the annotation of a GenBank genome assembly. Lineage: Eukaryota; Dinophyceae; Prorocentrales; Prorocentraceae.
AGAACCGUAGCCACUUGGCUCGAGCUGGGGCCCCCCUGGACAGAGACCACUGCAUGGGCUGCCAGCACACUCGCCUGGGCCAGAGGCCAGGUGACGCACGCGGGGUGAUGUCGACUGGGGGAGCUGCCCCGUCAGACAUCGCGACGGCCUCCCGGGGUGCGCACGAGCCGCGGCCGCUGGUGGUCGUCGGCCACGGGCCGACAAGCCACGCGUUCCUCAAGAGCCUGCGGCUCCAGAGCCCCGUGGAAUAUCAGGUGACCGUGCUCUGCGAAGAGCCGAGGCCAGCGUACGACCGGGUGCGGCUCACGGAGUACUUGCAGGACCGCGACAGCGAUCGGCGAGACAGGAUGCGCCUCUCCUUGGUCAGCGAAGCUGAGAUGCUUGGGCGCGGGGUGCGGCUGGUGUACGGCCGCGGGACGGCUAUCGACCGGCAUGCCAAGCUGGUGACCGUCGUUACCGUUGCUGGCGCCGAGGAGCAGCUUCCCUACGAGGUGCUAGUGCUGGCCACCGGCAGCAGCUGCUUCGUGCCCCCGGUGCCCGGCCUCUCCCUGCCGCACAAAGCCAAUCCGUUGUGGCCAGACGACCCGGCAUCUCGCCCGCCAGGUGUAUUCGUCUACAGGACCAUCGAGGAUUUGGACAGGCUGAUUGCUGCAGUCGAGCGCGGUGCAAGCAAGGCUGCGGUGAUUGGAGGCGGGCUGCUCGGCCUGGAGGUCGCUGGCGCCCUACGCGACUUGGGCCUGGACUGCUGUGUCCUCGAGUCGGCUCCCCACCUGCUGUCGUCGCAGCUCAACAGGGCCGCUGGCGAGAUGCUGGCCCAGAAGGUGGCCGACCUCGGCCUGACUGUGCACACCGAGGCCGUACUCGACGAGGUGAUGCUACAGGAUGGCCGUGCCUCCAGCGUGCGCUUCUACGCGGCCGGCGCCUCCGAGCCCAGCGAGGUUGAGGUCCAGAUCGUCGUCGUCGCCGCGGGCGUGGUGCCGCGCGACGGGCUGGCGCGUGGCUGCGGGCUGGCGCUGGGUCGGCGCGGGGGCGUGAAGGUGGACUCGGGCUUGCGCUCGUCAGACCCCUCCAUCUUCGCGAUCGGAGAGGUCGCGGCCAUCGGCCUCUGCACAUGCUACGGCCUCUGGGCCCCAGGGGUCGAGCAGGCGGGCGCUCUGGCCAGGGUUCUGGCCGAGGGCCCCGGCGCCGCGCGGUACGAGGGGAGCGACCUGAGCACGGACCUCAAGUUGGCCGGCGUGCCAGUCGCGGCCUUCGGCCGCGACGCCGCCUUCUGGGCAGAGCGGCAGUUCGACGACGGCGCCCAGGGUGUCCGGCACGAGGACCUCUACGGCGAGGAGGCCGGCGUCUAUGCGGCUCUGCCUUUCAGCCGACGACAGCCGCCUGCUCGGAGGCAUCCUGGUGGGAGACACGCGGCAGUUCGGCGCGCUGCUCGGGAUUUGCAAAAACGGUGGCAAUCCCGACAGCUUGUUGCGCGGUGGCGCUGAUGACGCAGGCGACAGGGCGCCAGGGGGAUGGCUGCACGUGGGCCACGUCUCCGAGCUGAACCAAGCGGAGCCGCGCGAGGAGGGCGGGUGGCGGGCGCUCCCCUUCGUGUGGGAGGGCGCGUCCUGCGCGGCGAUGGUCCGGGACGGCGUCUGGGUGGCCUUUGCCCGCGCUUGCCCGCACGCGGGCAUCGACAUGUACGAGGGCGACAUCGAGGAUCUGGGCGCAGGGCCCAUACUGUCGUGCCCCGCCCACGCCUACCUCUUCGACUGCCGCACGGGGGCGUGCCUCUGGGACUCGGCGCUCUGCCAGCCCGCCCCCACGCCGGCCAUGGCCGUCUUCGACGUGGAGGACAGGGACGGCCACAUCUGGGUGCGCCCCCGCGGGGGGCCCGCCCCGCAGCGCGCCGCCUGGAGCCAGGAGGAGGCGAACGCGCUCCAGAUGGCCUUCCUGGACGUCGUGCUGAGCAGGAAGUUCCCCGACUGACACGGCAGCCGCGGACGCGCCCGCGCGGGAUGGGUGCCGCUGCCAUCGGGGCGUUUCUUUUUGCCGGGGCACAGGGCUUUACUUCUUGUGCCGGGCACCUGUCCUCCAUCUCCUCCUUUUUCCUACAUCCCGCCCCCGAAGAAUAAGGCUCUCUGUUUCUUUUGACGUGUUUCUCCAUCUGACAAUUUAUUAUGUUGCAUGCGUCCUCGGGUCGGGUUCACGCUGGGUCAUAAGCGCCCUCGGUCAGCGUCGCGCAGUGCCCGAAGUCCUGGACAUACGAUGGGCUGCCGGGAUGCUGCACACACGCUCUUGCACCUCUCGUCCCAUCGGGCAGCCUUCAGGAGGG